Aedes albopictus (Asian tiger mosquito) is the source of this 2836-nucleotide messenger RNA. RefSeq lists its product as uncharacterized. Gene Ontology annotation, molecular function: structural constituent of chitin-based larval cuticle. Lineage: Eukaryota; Metazoa; Arthropoda; Insecta; Diptera; Culicidae. The transcript has 3 exons. The record is from RefSeq and is a predicted model, not a curated record. Gene Ontology annotation, cellular component: chitin-based extracellular matrix. The coding region runs from base 323 to 2764 and encodes 813 amino acids.
UAGCCCUCCACCGGGGCAGGAGGCGCGGCAAUUGAGUAGGCGUGAUGACAUGGGAUGCUGCAACUUAUUCUAUCGGACAAGAUAUUUACUGGUCUUAGUCUGGGAUAUGCAGGUAGGUACAAAAACCAAUUAGAUUCGUCACCGUAGCGCUACCGGUUCGGUUGUUGUUGCGUGGGAUUAUAAAAGCAUUGAUUCCAGUCAUCCGCGGAAGAGUAUUUCGUCGGGAAUCGUAGACGGUGGAUCAACGUUGAUCGCGAUCGUUCAAACUGCCAUAUCUCGCCGCAGAUAAGGUCAAGGUGGAAAAACGGGAAAAAACAGUGCAAUGGGGGUGUACAAAAAAGCAACGUUACAAAAGUGCACAUUGCCGAUCGUGCUGUUUGAAUCGAUUUCCAUACUAAGUGCAACGUUUGUUGAUCCAGCAUCCUUCUAUCAGCGAAGCAACGAUGGAUCGUAUAGAUAUGGAUACAACGGUGGUGGGGGUUUCAAUGCCAGACAGAGCGGAAAUGCGGCUAACGAGGUCGUUGGACAGUAUGCGCAGCUGCAACCGGAUGGAAGAAUAGAAAGUGUGAGAUAUAGAGCCGGCGCCGGCGCGGGAGGUUUCCGGCCACAAUAUGGUGCAGCAUCGUCAGCAUUUGGUGGUACUGCUGGUGGAGGAUACGCAGGAUACGGAUUUUAUGGCGGAGAAUCAGGUGCAUUUGGAACCCGAUCACUCAGCGGUGGCGGUGGAUCACCAUUCGGGUCUGGAUCGUUUUAUAACCCAGGCUUGAUCAACGGUGCUGCAUCCUACGGAGGCCCUCUUGGGGGUGGUGCAUUUUCAGGAAGUGGAACUCUAGGUGGCAAUGGUGGCUCCUCGGGAGGAGGUGUACUAGGGAAUGGUGGAGGAUCGCUUGCAGGUAGAUUUGCAGGAGAUGGAUCUUUUGGGGGUGGGUCGCAAGGUGGAGGAACCUUCGGAGCUACUGGGGGUAAUCCCUUUGCUAGUGGUUCUAUCGGAGGCCGAUCAAAUUCAGGAGCAGGAUACAUAGGAGGGCCAAACGGCAAUGAUCUGGGACCUGGAUCGCUACACAGUAGAUCACCUAUUGGGGGAUCGCUUGGUACAGGGGUUCUUGACGGAAGAUUAGGCACGAGCUCAUCAACAGGCAAUAACGCAGCUCCAUUUGGAACUAAUGCAUUUGGUGGAAACCCCCAACAAAGUUUCGGGUCAAGUCCAUAUGGAGGAUCUCCUCGUUAUGCUACAAAUCCUGCGUUUAGUAGGGCGUUCAGUUACCCUCAAGUACCUUCAACAUUCGGUUAUUCUACACCUCGAUCAUUUAAUACGCCCGCUACUAACCGCUACCCCAGCCCAACAAAUAGUGGUAAUGCAAUCGGGCCAAAUACUGGAUUUCGGUCGAACGGUGGAGGCCUUGCCACACAAAGCCCAACUGCAGGACACCGUCAAAACCCUCAAAGCGAUGGUACCUACGACUUCGCCUACCGAACUCCGGAUUCCACCCGGCAAGAAUCAUCCGAUGGCAACGGAAACGUACAAGGUUCCUAUUCUUUCCGCAAUGCAAACGGCAAUCAUGACCUAUCUUUUGUUGCAGGAUCAAAUACGGGAUUUCAACCUACGGGUGGUAGCCUAGCAGUUCCGAAUGGUCUCGGACAAGGCAGGGCUGGCUCGGCCGUAUUGCCAAUUGCUGCGAGCGCUGUUCGAAACAAUGGUAGUCCGUCGGUGCAGGGAAACACACUAGCAGCGAGAACUGGCCAAGCUGGUAACGGUUUUGGAAAUGGCUCGGGUCAGGGUUCUGGAAUUGGCCAAAGCGUUACCGGCGGUUCGCAAGGCGGAAUAGGAGAUGGUAGCCUAGGCGGUUCAACAACAAAUCGUGGAAAUGGAAUAUCAAAUGCCAGAUCCGGUAGCAAUGGUCAAUCCAGAGGAGGUAAUUCGGGUGCCAAUUCAGGGUUGACCGAUGGGAGUUUAGCAUCUGAGAGUGGUUCGAGCUUGAAUCGUGGGUUCGGUGGUAACGGAGGCGGCUCCUCGUCAAAUACAAACGGCCAAUUUGGAGGGGUCAAUGCAGGUGGAACUUACGGGACGGAUGCAGGUCUAGUAUCAUCAAGAGGCAGUGGUUCAAUCUCAAAUGGAUUGGCCAAUAACGGGUUUGGUGGUAAUGGAGGUGGAUCUUCGUCCAAUGCCUUUGGUCAAUCUGGAGGAGAUGGGGGGAGAUUAGGAUCAACGAAUCCAGGUUUAUCGUCUAACGGUGGCUCAUCGUUUAAUCGCAUUUCAGGUGGUACCGAUAGAUCAGGAACGGAUAGUAAUUCAGGGUCGUCGUCUAACAGUGGUUCAGCAUUUAAUGGGGGAAAUGGAUCAGCUGGUUCAGGAUUUGCUAGUAAUGGGGGUGGUACCUUUUCAAGUUUGUACGAUCCAUCUGGAGCAGGUAGUUCAGGUGGAGGUUCAAGUUUUGGUACCCAGUCAACAGAUGGUAAUCUAGGGUUAUCAUCUAGCAGUGGAUCAUCGCUCAAUAGAGGAAAUGCCGGGUUUGGUGGUAAUACAGGUAGCCAAUCUGUUGGGGGCAGCUCAGGUUACGGAUCAAUAGAUGGCAAUUCAGGACUAUCAUCUAGCAACAGUUCAUCGUUCAAUCGAGGAAGUAGGUUAGCAAACGUAGGUUCCGAUGGGCAAUAUUCGUAUCCUAGUGGUGGACGGCAACAGAGUCUAAAUUAUCGGGCAAGACCAGGGACUGGCUUUGAAGCGACAGGAGGAAAUGUAGCUUCGAAAACCGUCAUACCUAAAUAAUACAUUUAUGAUUCGAUCCCAUCACCAUAUGACUUUAUUUGAACCAAUAAAUCCUAAUGAUUAGUUCCGCAA